UGAUUUCUCUUGAAUUCCUUCAUCUCCUCAUUACCCUUGUUAAAACUUUCCUUCUUUGAAUCUCUCUUUAGCUUUUGCUUAUUGUCAAUGGAUUCACAACUUUCCUUGUGGUUUUGCUCCAUGUCCACUGCUUUCUGCUUCGUCUUCUUCUCUUUCACCCUCUUGUUUUCUUUGUUUUCAUUAUUGAUCUUCGUUUUGAGGUUGAAGCUCUGGUGUACUUGUAAAAUCUGCCAGGCUUAUCUUACUUCCAGUUGGACCAAAGAUUUCGAUAAUCUUUGUGAUUGGUAUACUCACCUCCUUAAAAAUUCUGCCACCGGAACCAUCCAUAUCCAUGUUCUUGGCAAUAUCAUCACUGCAAAACCUGCCAACGUCGAGCACAUGCUUAAAACCAGGUUUGAAAACUACCCAAAAGGGAAACCUUUCUCCACUCUCCUGGGUGAUCUUCUUGGUAGAGGUAUUUUCAAUGUUGAUGGUGAUUCAUGGAAGUUUCAAAGGAAGAUGGCCAGCCUUGAGCUUGGUGGCGUCUCCGUAAGAACGCACGCUUUUGAUAUCGUCGGGUCAGAGAUUCAAUCUCGUCUUCUCCCUCUAUUAUCAUCAGUUGCUGGUAAAGAACAAGUUUUAGAUUUACAAGAUAUAUUUAGAAGAUUUUCAUUCGAUAAUAUCUGCAAAUUCUCCUUCGGGUUAGACCCUGGUUGCCUCGAAUUAUCACUGCCAGUAUCAGACCUUGCUGAAGCUUUUGAUUUAGCAUCAAAAUUUUCGGCACAAAGAGCGCUGGCAUCUUCAUCUUUGAUAUGGAAGGUCAAAAGGCUAUUGAACUUGGGCACGGAAAAGCAGCUUAAAGAAGCCAUUAAAGUAGUGGAUGAAUUUGCUGAAGAGAUGAUUAAGCAACGGCGGGAAGAGGGCUUUUCAGACAGACAUGAUCUCUUGUCGAGAUUCAUGGGGACAAUCAACGAUGACAAGUAUCUUAGAGACAUCGUGGUAAGUUUCCUCUUGGCUGGUCGGGACACGGUGGCGUCAGGGUUGACCAGCUUCUUUUGGUUGUUAUCUCAGCAUCCAGAAGUUGAGUCAGCCAUCCGAGAGGAGGUGGAAAGGGUGAUGGGGUCGAGUGAGCAAUUUGCAAGUUUUAAUCAAAUGCGAGAAAUGCACUAUUUACACGCGGCAUUGUAUGAAAGCUUGAGACUUUUUCCACCUGUCCAAUUUGACUCCAAGUUUGCUCAAGAGGAUGACAUAUUGCCUGAUGAUACCUUUGUGAGGAAAGGCACCAGGGUCACCUACCAUCCAUAUGCAAUGGGUCGGAUGGAGCGGAUCUGGGGCCCCGAUUGCCUUCAUUACAAGCCAGAAAGAUGGUUGCAAAAUGGGAGAUAUGUUCCUGAAAACCUGUACAAGUUCCCAGUUUUCCAAGCUGGGAAAAGGGUUUGUUUAGGGAAGGAAAUAGCAUUGGUGGAGAUGAAAUGUGUGGUUCUAGCCGUAGUUAGGCGGUUCAAUAUCCGGGUUCCCCAUUCGAAUCAAGCACCAAGGUUUGCCGCUGGUCUUACCGCCACCUUGAGAGGUGGCUUACCCAUUCUAGUCCAAGAAAGGGAAGCUUAAUUAAUUGAGACAAGAGCUUGUUUAGGUAGUAAAGUUACAUAUAAGCAGACCCAUAUGGGUUGAAUAUGAAAAUGUUUUCAACACAGAAAUCUAAUGGCUCAAAGGGGACAUCCUUCUUGUAUAUAUAUUUUGGUCAGAUUAAUAGAUGUUACAGCACAUUUUUGUAAA
Gossypium raimondii (Peruvian cotton) is the source of this 1755-nucleotide messenger RNA. Its product is annotated as cytochrome P450 94C1. The record is from RefSeq and is a predicted model, not a curated record. Lineage: Eukaryota; Viridiplantae; Streptophyta; Magnoliopsida; Malvales; Malvaceae. Gene Ontology annotation, molecular function: oxidoreductase activity, acting on paired donors, with incorporation or reduction of molecular oxygen; heme binding; iron ion binding. Bases 88 to 1587 code for a protein of 499 amino acids. The transcript has a single exon.